UGCUGUUGCGUGCUCAUGCUGAAACCCUCCUUUCUGUUUUUGCCUGGACUGGGAAGGUCAGGGUGUGUCACCCGCAGACAGAGUGAGCGUCCCGCUCGGCCGUUUCAGAGUCAGACAGCGUUCUUUGUCAGUCUGGAGUCACACGUGGGCCAGACCCAGGAGAUGCCAUAUCCAGGAUACACCUCCAGUUACUGGUAUCCCACCGGACCCCAGACUCCGUAUCCCAGUGACUACUCUCCGAUGAUGAACCAUCAGAUGCCUCCACAAGGGCUCGUCAACGGCGUCUUUCCUGGCGGACGGCCCUCCUCUCCGGGCCGAGUCCCGCCGAACACGUGGUAUCCCACGGGACCGAGUGAGAGCUGCUCGCCGGAGAGCAUUCCGCGCGAGAACAUCCAGCAGCAGCAGCAGCUCCCCAGCCAGCAAGCUGGGCUGUCCAGGCCCCCGUCGAACGGACAUGCUCCUGCCACGCAGUGGGCCCACUCGCAGCAUGGGGCACCCUCCCACACCCUGUCAGCCAGGACUCCGACACCAGCUCACCCAGCCUACGGUGCUCCAUCACAGCGGGAAGUCUUCGAUCAGCCGCUCCAGUACCCAGUGACAUCCUCGCAAUACCACUUCAGGAACCCGGAGUCAGGCCCUCAGCAGCCCCUGUACCCUCCCCAGCACCAGGCCGCAACUGCCCCAGGAGCCCCAAGCCAGCCCUGGACCCCCUCGACACAGGCACCCCCUCUGCAGUCCCAUGACCCCUGGGCUCAGAGUCGGGUGCCAGGUCUCCCAGCAUCGGCCCAGCAGUAUCCCCACGUCAUGCCCCCUUUCAGGAGCAGUGUCGUUUCCACGCCGGCCCCAGGCUGGCAGAACCCUUCCCUGUAUGAACAGAAGGAUGUCCCAUACCCCUUGAAUCAUCAGGAUAUGCGGGGAACCGGCCUCAGCCACGCUGGCUACCCAGGGACUGAGCAGCAAUCUGCCAGCUACCCCCCCGUGCCAAGCCCGGAGCAGCCGCCAAGCGUGUUACCCACUGCCAGGGUGGAGUACAGUGCCCCCCCGACCAUGUACAAGACCCGCGUGGAGGGCCAGGACGCCAGGGAGGCGGCCAGCGAGGGGGCACAGCCGCCUGGCGCUGCCAGCCACCCUGGCCACGCCAAAGUGGAGCAGGUCCUGGUGGAGCUGCGGCAGCUGGAGGCCGAGGUGGACUGCUUCGAGGGCACCCGGGGAGACAAGGCGUACCGGCGGCUGGAGGAGCUGCUCACCAAGCAGCUGCUGGAACUGGACGCGGUGGAGACCGACGGGCAUGAGCACGUCCGCCAGGCCCGCAAGGAGGCCGUGCACAGGAUUCAGGGCGUGCUGGAGAAACUGGAGACGCUGGCGGGCUAAUGGCCCCCUCCCCACCCCCCCCCCACCCCCCCCUCCCCGCCUGCUGGGCAGACCGAGAGGGGGGGAGGGGAGCCCGGAAACCCACCCGUCGCUGUCCGCUGGGACUGUUUUGAGGAAGUGCCCACAGGAACGGGAUAGACCGACACCAACACCACCCGCCUCCCCCGGCCCCAGCUCCUCCCGUCCCACCCUGAUGACCCCUCGGAGCACGUUCGGCACCUGAUUUGGUUUUCAAACACGCCGGGACCAAAUCUGGGACGCGUGCUCUGACAAGGUGUGACAGGCCGCUGAGAGAAGGCUUUCUCUGGGUGGCAAGCAUCGUGGACGAGGGGCCACCCAAUUCUGGAACUCCCUCUUUCAGGCAAGUCUUCGGACUGACCGCAGAUUGGCUGAAAGACUUCUGCAUGGCUCGCUGAAACGGAUGACGAUCGUGUCACUGCGCUGCCGGGAAAGGAAACGUCGAGCUGAGCGACGAGAGGGGAAAACACAAGACAGUCCUGUGUCCAGCCUGCCCGAACGUGCCGUGCUGUUGGAGGGGGACUGUGGGUUUCCAAGCGUCCCCUGUCCGCCUCAGGGCAGCUGCGUCGACAGCACUGAACACAAGCCGUCCGGUCAGACAGCGCACUCGGCAACAAAGUCUGAUUCCAUCGACACUGCAGGGGAAAAAAAACCCCAUGACGGCCGGUUCCCAGCAAGUCCCCAGACUCCCUCUCCUCCCCAAUCCCCGGUUUCAGUCCAGACUGCAGCCACUCGGAGCGUGGCCGUGCAAGAAUGUCUCCAUCAGGCACAUAAAAUGCCAAUGUCCCUCCCAGGGCAGGGAUAUCUGAGCGAAGGGUGGAAACUCGGGCAGCUGUCAAGAACAGAGAGGUCAACGUUCAGUUUUGUCCGAUUCGGGGCUUGUUCAGUCAGGGGCCAAUGCCUCCUCAGACCUGCCAACGUGCACUUUCACGUUCUUACUCACCACCGUCCCCAUCUUUGAUGGGAUUAAAUAAAUAAGGAAUGGUACGGAUCACUGUGGAAAUGAUCAGGGCGAUGACUGAGGGCUCGUUGUCGCCACGUUCACUGUGUGCUUGCAUCCCCCUCCUCAUGCAGUUUGGUGCAAAUCAAAUAGUCGCCCAUAAACGACCAGGCCACAUGCUCCCUCACCGGCCACUGCCUCCGGAACUGUGCCCCUGAGCUCCAGACUCAGGAAGUCAACUUGCCAUCUCUCUCCAGAUACGAGUGCUUUCCUGUGAUCCCAGUUCCUGUUCUCCCGUUCAGCUUUCACCCGAGCGGUGUGGAUUUGGAUGGAGACCGUGGUGUGGUGCCACGUGGGCAAGCCAGGCUGAACGCUUGGCAUCUUCAGCACGACUUGUGCUGUGACACACACUGUCCAUCCAAGCCUCACCACCUCUUAUGGAUGGAGGGGCAGUUUCUGUUUGGACUGGGUCUCAGUGUACGGUCUUCCACCCGUUAGAGAUAGCUUUAUUCCUUCCUCUCCUUUGACUUGCGUGGUACUGCAUAUGGGGGCAGGAACCUUGGGAUAUCUCACCCAGAAGAUGGCAUUUUGUGUGUACCCCCCCCCCCCCUACCUCCAGGGAGGACAGGGACCUAUACAGAGAUGGAGAGCUGACUGCGCUGUCUAGCACUCAGCGGGACAGGCAGGAAUGCCAGAUUUCCAAGGGAUCCACAACUUCUCCCGCAGGAACAGGGAGUGCUGAGUGGUCAGCAAGUCAACUCUGGUUGAGACGUUGUUUUGGAGAAUCUGAUUGGCUUCCUUCCCAAGCGGAGUGAUAAAUUGUACCUCCCUCUGUGUGUGUGUGUGUCCCAGUGAGUACGGUGAUAAAUUGUUCUUUCCCUUUGGAAGUUUGGUAUUCCUGUGUGUAUCCCAGUCAGGGUCUGGCCGAAACCUCCAGGCAGGAAUGUGUCUCUGGUCUGCAGCAUUUCCAUGGUGCUGGUGUGACCCCCCCCCAGAGAGGAGCACACUGACAAUCUGUGCCUCCUUGCAGGACACCUCCUCCCUGUUUGCUGCUCCACCUCACUUAACACUUUGGGAAUGAGAAGCCCCAACAUGGAGGAGGAGCUUGGACCAUACCUCUGGCAGGCUGGGAGCAGGACUCGCCCUGUGCGACCCACACAACGGCCACAUGCGAGGGGUCGCUGGGCAUGGGCCCACACCUGAGCAAUUCCCCAGCUCGCUUCCCAUCCUCCUGGCUUGGCCCUCCAUGAUUCACUUUCCCCGGAGUGGCUCCUUCAGCUGCUGUGUCCUCCCAUCCUUUUCCCCCCUCGGUGUGAGCCUUCCCGCUGAGUCAGUCGAGCGAGCCGGGGGCUGGCUCCGGUGCCAGAAUGGCCACGUUGCAUUCCCUUGGGCAGUGGGUGCCGGUCAGUGAUUCAGCAGGGGCUGGCGUGAAACCUCUCGCACCCUUGGGGUCCACCUGGCGGUUUUAUACACAGAUAGCUAUAUUCUAUAUGCAUGAAGUAAACCUUUUAUAUUUUGUAAACCCUUGGAACAACGGAGUUGAAUUGAAACACUGAGCAUGGAAAAGUCGAGGCAGUAAGAAAUAUAUCUGCGCACACUCCCCUCCCAUCCCCUCAACCUUGAAGCACUGACACAGACUGACCCCAAAAAACAAACCUGUGUUCACGCCUCUGUUGCAGGGUCUUGUGCUCACUUUUCAUUUCCUUGACCAACAAUCUCAGGUAUCUUGCAGUUCUUGGAUUGUACUAACCAGAGGAGUGGGGGACGCGACUCGCUUGUUUCGAAGGGGGUGACGGAAAUGUUUCUUAACAGAAAAUUAAUUUUUUUGAUGAGAAUUAUAUCUUUGAUAUCAAAAGGAAAACCAGUGACCUGUGCUUCUCUGUCGCGUUUGCUGAGUUGUCUGUCUGCGCUGCCACAUUUUUGGGGAAUGUAAUGUGCUCUGAUGUGUCGCUGUUGAGUAUGGUUGUCCUGCGUGUCCCUCGUUUUGCACUAAUUCGUGCAAUAAACGUCUGCUUGUCUUCCA
This is a messenger RNA of Chiloscyllium plagiosum (whitespotted bambooshark), 4352 nucleotides long. NCBI's taxonomy places the organism in Eukaryota, Metazoa, Chordata, Chondrichthyes, Orectolobiformes, Hemiscylliidae. The record is from RefSeq and is a predicted model, not a curated record.